Messenger RNA from Poecilia latipinna (sailfin molly), 1936 nucleotides. RefSeq names its product CD209 antigen-like. NCBI's taxonomy places the organism in Eukaryota, Metazoa, Chordata, Actinopteri, Cyprinodontiformes, Poeciliidae. Bases 126 to 1667 code for a protein of 513 amino acids. The record is from RefSeq and is a predicted model, not a curated record. The transcript has 20 exons.
GAGGAAGAAAUUUUCACACAAAGAUUGUUUCAGGAUCUCUGCUUGUCGUAGACGCAUUCAGGACCGAACAGGGGUCUUUGGCAGAGACUUAUAGAUUGAGGCCUUGCUAUUUGACAAAAACAGAGAUGGUUUUCCACAAAGAGCAGUAUGGAUGUUCUGUGGCAUACGAGAAAUUCAGCGAUACUCUUUAUGCCAGCAACGACGGACCGGAGAGUUGCUCAGAUAAUCACAGCAAAGCCUCUUCGGGUGUUUUCACAGAAUUUCAGCGGUACAAGUUGGCUGCAGCCACUUUUGGACUUUUGUGUCUGCUGCAGCUAAGUCUCAUCAUUUCUCUUUCUCUUUCAGCUUCCAGAAAUAUGAGUCUGCUGGAGAAGGAGAAAAAUGAACUGAAGACACUCAACUCUGGCCUCGAUGCCAGUAAUAAAAAACUGACAGCAGAAAAAGAGCAGCUGAAGAGGAACCUAGAUGACGUUGAUUCACAACGUAUUUCUCUGACUAAGGAGAGAGACGGACUAAAGAAGACCAACCUUGGUUUCCAGUCCAAUCUGAGAGAUCUGACUGCAGAGACGGAAAGGCUGGGCAGAACCAUCAGCGAGACUCAGGCCAGUAACAAACAUGUGACUGAACAGAGGGAUGAGCUGAGGAAAGAACUUAAAAACAUCACUUUAGAGUUCAGCUUCCUGACUGAGGAGAGAGACGAGUUGAAGGAUAUUAAUUUCCGUAUCGAGACAGCUCUGAAAAUCCUGAUCGACAUGGGAGAAAACCUGACCAGAACCAUCAAUGACACUGAAGUCAUCAAUAAAAAUUUGACUGCAGAGAGAGACAAGCUGACGAAAGAUCUCAACAACCUUGCUUCACAUCUUAGUUCCCUGACUAAUGAGAGAAACGAGUUGAAGAAGUUAAACUCUGGCUUGGAAGCCAGUCUGAAAAAUCUGACUGAAGAGAGUCAGAAACUGAUCCAAACCAUUCAAAAUAUUCAGUCCGAUCACAAAAACGUGACAGGAGAGAGAGACGACCUGAUGAGGGAGCUGAAUGUGUUUACUUCACAGCUUGCCUCCAUGACUAAGGAGAGAAAUGAUCUAAAGAAGAUUAACUCUGAUAUUGAAGCCCAUAGUAACACGUUGAGAGAAGACAAGGAUGAACUCAACAGGACGUUGAAUGAUUUGGCCUCCAAACACAAUUCCCUGACUGCAGAAAGAGACCUUUUGAGGCAAACAAAGUCGCUUAUUGAGGCCACGUCCAGAACAAUCAGUCAGGAAAGAGAUGAGCUGAAGGCAAAGAUCAACACUAUAAAUAAACCAGGAUGGGAGCUUUUUGAAGGCAGUGCAUACUACGUUUCUUAUGGCAAGAAGACCUGGGAAGAGAGCAGGAGGUACUGUCAGUCAAAAGGUGCAGACUUGAUGGUCAUCAACAGCAGAAGCAAACAGGUUUUUGGAAACAAGUUUCAGAAGUACAUGUGGAUUGGACUGACUGAUCAAGAAACAGACGGAAUAUGGAAAUGGGUAGACGGGAGUCAAGUUAACCCAACCUACUGGUCAUCUGGUGAGCCAAAUGGUAAAACACAGGAGAACUGUGGGAACAUAAAGUCUUUCAAUUUGGAGAACAGCUGGAACGACGAACAGUGCACCCAUUCCCUCCACUGGAUCUGUGAAUUGAAGCUAGUCUAGUAUCUGGGAUUCAUAUCACAUAAAAAAAAGAAGAAAAACAUAAAAAACACACUUAUUAAAACUCACAGAGGUUGAUAAUAUUUGCACAUUUGUCUGCUUUGUUUGGAUGAGAUGCUGUGAAGGUGAUACUGGAGAUGUGCUGAUUUUUAUUUUUAUGAGCGAUUUCAAAUCUUUAGUGUUUGAUCAAAGUUUGACCCGCUGGGUCUGAUUUUAAAUGAUUCUAAUUUCUCUUAUAAAAACAUUAAAAUUUUGUUUCCAGACUCCCUGCA